This is a messenger RNA of Sparassis crispa, 453 nucleotides long. RefSeq lists its product as hypothetical. The coding region runs from base 1 to 453 and encodes 150 amino acids. The transcript is spliced from 2 exons. The record is from RefSeq and is a predicted model, not a curated record. NCBI's taxonomy places the organism in Eukaryota, Fungi, Basidiomycota, Agaricomycetes, Polyporales, Sparassidaceae.
AUGUCCAAUGAACUUGCUUGCAACCAUCGUUCGACCCCGGAAGAAGAUGCAAAGCAGGCAGUGUCGGGAGGGGAGCGAAGACUAAUAUCCGUGAGUUUACGCGGAGGUCCUGCCCUUCUACUGGACAGCAGGCCGUCCUUUCUUGACGACGUAGAAUGGGCGUGGUCGACGGUGAUGUCUCGCGCAUGCCCCGAGAUGGCAAGAUGGUCUGAGAGCGAACUGGCCGCGCGUGGGCUCAUGGGAGGCCGGAAGAAGAACGAGCUCAUCACGGUCGAGCUCAGAGUAGGGAGGAAGUUCGUCGUCGAGAGAGGGCUCAUUGUGCUCGAGCUCAUCGCAUACGAAGGACUCGAUGGUGAGAGCGAGCUUCUGCAAGGGGGCUGGGAUGCCAAGGGGAUAGUGGUCACAGAGAUGACGCCUAUCGCAGAUAGAAAGGUCGCCAUACGUCGUCCAUAA